AUGCGCGCCGAAGCUGCUUUCUCGUCAUCUUUCAGACCGUCGCGUUAUUAUUGUUCUCAUCGUCAUCAUCGUCAUCAUCGUCAUCAUCGUCGUUUAAAUCAUCAUCGUUCAAAUCAUCAUCGUUCUUCCAUCAUCACGACGAGGUGUUUAAUACGAGUGGAAGAUGAUGAGGAUGAAAACAACGAGAAGGACUUCAGAAGGUCAAAGAGGCGAAACGAACGGCGAGAGCUUUUAACGACAACUUUGCAACAAGGGCGAACGAACGAUGAGAAAUACGCAACAAAAGGAGUAAAAGUCGAGAGCGAUGCAGAAAAUGCAUCAGAAACCAACGGAGGAAGCGCCGCCGCCGCCGCCGCCGCGAAGGAAAAAAUGUUCCAGAUUUUACGCGACAGCGCGAGCUGGGAUCCAGACGUGGAAAAGUUGUUGGAAGGAAUAGACGCGAGCGAUCCAGAUGCCAUCGAACAAGCCAUACGGAAGAGAUUUGAUGAGAAGAAGAGUCGAGUGUACAAACCGUUGAACGAAGAUGGCGUUGGAGACGAAGGGUCAAACGACGACAAUAAGAACGGUUCGCAGACGCCGACGUUGGUGUUCUUCAGGCAAGUGCAAACGCAAAAUUUGUGGGUCUGGAUGGAAGCGAGAAAUACCAUAGAGGAUAAAGAGAAAGAAUUCUUCGACGAGGCGAUUAAAUCGUGGUUCGUGGUUGGAAAAUUAGGCGGAUAUAACGUGGAAAAUCAACAGUGCUUAGAAAGCGCUUCGGUCCUAAACGACACGGUGAGUCAUUUGGAUUACGACGUCGCUCGAUCGCACGAUAGAACGAGCGCGUCGUUGUUUCACGCGAUCGGGGAAGUUGAAUACAGAGGGAAAUGGGCGCGAGUUUGGAUGGAUUUAGGCACCGCGGAUGAGAUGGCAUUAGAUGUGCUCAUCAAUUCUUUAAUCACUUUGAGCAGAGAGUACGUCGGGAUUAAACAAAUCGUCAUCGGCGGCGAUAACGAAAACGGGUGGGGGACGAAAGAUUCGGGGUACGGGCAAGACCAAGGCAAACCGUUCGAAGAUUUCGACCCGGCGUUUGAUGAAAUGUUUGGCGACAUGCGAGGGAUGCGAGGGAAACCGAACGCGGAAGAUUCGAACUGGAUGAGUCGAUAA
Bathycoccus prasinos is the source of this 1143-nucleotide messenger RNA. RefSeq lists its product with no specific name. Lineage: Eukaryota; Viridiplantae; Chlorophyta; Mamiellophyceae; Mamiellales; Bathycoccaceae. The transcript has a single exon. The record is from RefSeq and is a predicted model, not a curated record. The coding region runs from base 1 to 1143 and encodes 380 amino acids.